CUGCUAUGCCAUAUGGCAGAAAGAGAGAAAAAACAUGUUGCGCUUGUGACUCUGACACCGAACAAGAUGAGCGAUGCCAAAUUAAGUCCGGAUGAAAAUGAAGAGCAGCCUUUUAAUUGCAUUGACGAGGCAAAUGCAAUUAUAAACGACGUUAAAUCUCAUGUAGCCGAAAUUUGUAUCUCCUCAAAGUUGGCCAGCAAUGCCAGUCAAAUUUACUUAAACAUACGGACAAUUGAGAGUGCCACCUGCUGUGUCCAGGUAACAAGUCGUGGUUUUAAAAUAGUUUCCUCUCAAUAUGACACAAUAGAUGAGGAUAAGUUGAUCAAAGCUGCACUCAAGCAGAAUGGCAAUGGCGGAGCAAUACUUGACCAUGACAGGGAUGUGGAUGACGAUGAUGAGGAGAUAUUUGAGACACCCUACGCCUUGCUCGAUAAGAUAAGUCCACGUUAUGUGGAAUCAUUUGGCAAUCAAUUGUGCCAACAACUGCGUCAGCUCCAACAAAUGCGCACAGAAUUCCAUGAAGAAGACGAAGAGCAGGAGGAGGACGACGAGGAAUAGACGCAAUGCAAUUACCCAAUUUCAACCUGAGGCUGUAUACUCUCUUAACUUGACAUGAUUUUAAUGUUAGUUUAAUUGUUAUUAAUUAAUUGUAUGUGUGUGUAUGUGGCUAAUCUGAAGUUGCUCUUAAAGGUGGCUGAGGUCUUAUAAAGGUCUUAAACCAAAACAAAUUUGUUGGAAAAUGUUAUUGCGAAUUGUAUUUAGAUGUUGAAUAAGAAACAGUUUUGAAAUCAA
Drosophila willistoni is the source of this 792-nucleotide messenger RNA. RefSeq names its product GSK3-beta interaction protein. Gene Ontology annotation, biological process: regulation of canonical Wnt signaling pathway. The record is from RefSeq and is a predicted model, not a curated record. Lineage: Eukaryota; Metazoa; Arthropoda; Insecta; Diptera; Drosophilidae. The transcript has a single exon. Gene Ontology annotation, cellular component: cytoplasm. Gene Ontology annotation, molecular function: kinase regulator activity; protein kinase A binding. Bases 13 to 558 code for a protein of 181 amino acids.